UGACUGGAUCAUAAGUAUCAUCAAGUAUCGACAACGCUGCUAUUAGCGUCAUGUGACGGAAUCAUCAAGUAUCAUCAAGUAUCGCCAACGCUGCUAUUAGCGUCAUGUGACGGGAUCAUCAAGUAUCAUCCAAGUAUCGACAACUCUGCCAUCUCUUGCAUUCAUCACAGAUCCUUAUGAUGCAACCUAUUUAGAGCAAGGAGUUUUCACAGUGGCCAAAAUUGAUGAGAUGAAGGCCUGUAACCCUGUUGUAAUGAAACCUUUACAGAAGGAUCUUAUCGGCUAUUUGAAGCUGUUUGAUGGCUCUACAACAGAACAAUUACGAAUGGCAUGCUUGAAAGAUUUGGAAUGGUACCAUCCUUUCAAUAGGACAGAGCACUUUUAUCAAGAUUGGAUACGGAGGACUAUUGAUCUGAUGAUUGGAGAAUUCGAAGCUAGAAGUCUAAAUAUGCAACAUUCCGAAAGCUGGUAUAUGGCUAGAAUCUGGACGAUAAUUGACAGAGUAUUUGCUGAUGUUGAGGAUCUGGAAGCAGUACGUGGGAAGUCUAGUAGUAUUGCAACUGCUACAAGAAAAACCCAUGGCAGAGUGAUAGCGUCAAUGGUAAAAAUGAAAGAAAGGCGGUGGGGAUAAGUUUGGGUAGGAUUCCGGGUUUUAAUGUAUGAAGUGACUGACGUUUAGGAUAGGACACAUUCACACAGCCUCAGUGUGAGAAUGCAUAUGCGGAUUGGCAUUCAACAUAAAUUCUAUCAGAUAGUUGACGGAUUCUAAUUUGAAAGUGGUUUAUAAGUACAAAAGGUUUAACAACACAGUUAAAUAGUGCAAUUUACGGUAACUUGUACAAUUCCCUGGCGCGUGAAUAUAUACCUCAAUAUCAGACUAUUUUACGUCGUCACAGACAUUCUAAGUGACUAUGCAAAGUCGUUACAUAACUGAUUGUCAGACACCAACGAAGAAGAGGAAAGGG
Umbelopsis ramanniana AG is the source of this 965-nucleotide messenger RNA. RefSeq lists its product as uncharacterized. Bases 230 to 631 code for a protein of 133 amino acids. NCBI's taxonomy places the organism in Eukaryota, Fungi, Mucoromycota, Umbelopsidomycetes, Umbelopsidales, Umbelopsidaceae. The record is from RefSeq and is a predicted model, not a curated record. The transcript is spliced from 4 exons.